AUGUGUGUGCAUCCACCGGGGCACUUUGUGUUGCCUCACAGAGUGACUGAGGAUGUGGUUUUGAAUGGUUAUUUGGUGCCUAAAACUGGGGUGGUGAAUUUUUUGGUGGCAGAAAUGGGAUGGGAUUCUCGUGUUUGGGAGGAUCCAAUGGAGUUUAAACCGGAGAGGUUUUUGAAGGAUGAAACAUUUGAUAUUACAGGUAAAAAAGAGAUAAAGAUGAUGCCGUUUGGUGCUGGGAGGAGAAUUUGUCCUGGAUAUACUUUAGCUUUGCUUCAUUUGGAAUAUUUUGUUGCUAAUUUGGUUUGGAAUUUUGAUUGGAAGGUUCCAGAAGGUGGAGAUGUUGAUUUAUCGGAAACAUCAGAAUUCACUGUGGUGAUGACAAAUCCAUUGAAGGUUCAUAUUUCUCUUAGAAUGUAGAUUCACUGUGUAAGUGCAAGUUCAACCAUAUCCUUGGAGUAUGUAUGUUGCUUUAUUCAGUUGUUAGUGAAAGUAAAAUGUGUCUACAACUUUGUGUAAACCAUUCUAGAUUCUGUUCUUGGCUUUGUAAUAAAGUAUAUGAUGCAGAUUAUGGUGGUAGACUAGGAAUGUAUGUCCUAGUUGAGACAGGGAAAUCAUGUUAUGCAUCCUCACUAAACAGUUGUAUCUACUUGAUUAACAUCACUGUUCUUUUGUUCUGAGAUUGUAAAAAAACCAUUAAGUCCCACAUUGCUUAAGUAAAAGGAGGUUAAGUUAUUUAUAAAUUAUAA
Molecule: messenger RNA, 746 nt
Organism: Trifolium pratense (red clover)
Lineage: Eukaryota; Viridiplantae; Streptophyta; Magnoliopsida; Fabales; Fabaceae
Product: cytochrome P450 89A9-like
Exons: 2
Coding region: 1-417 (138 amino acids)
Cellular component (GO): membrane
Molecular function (GO): heme binding; oxidoreductase activity, acting on paired donors, with incorporation or reduction of molecular oxygen, NAD(P)H as one donor, and incorporation of one atom of oxygen; iron ion binding
Source: RefSeq, a predicted model, not a curated record